AUGAUUAUAAGGUCAACUAUAAAUAACAUACGAAGGUCACCAAUAAGCCUAUUCAGGCCAUCGACAAUUGUUCAUUUUUUUUCCACGACAACAUCAGUUCACAAUGCAGUAGUAGCAACACCAGAUGAAUUCAUACCAACUACUGAAGAACAGGCUAAAUUCUUACAACGAACCACCGAAAAGCCGCUAUUCUCGAGAAAGACCUAUCUUAUAGAUAACUACAAACACCUCAAUGAUACCAACCAGAUUUUGUUAUUUGUUCACCAUAAUAAUUUGAACAAGGCAGAAAAUAAGCAAAUUAGACAAGAUUUAACCAAGAUUGGAGCUAGAUUGACCAUGUUGAAAAACACCCUUUAUCAAACGUAUCUCAAGUCGAGCCAUGAACAAGACCCAGCAGCUGUAGGGAUGACUCAUAGAAACAAGAAUGCCAACCAUCCCUUAUUGCCUUUAUUUGUUGGACCUACUGCCUGCAUAAGUAUACCUGAAUGUGAACCAGCUAAAGUACAACAAAUUGUGAAAUUGUUGAAAAAAAUGAAUGAGAAAUUAAUUGUUGUUGGGGCCAAGAUUGAAAAAUCGUUUAUGAAUAGGUUGCAGAUUGAUGAAUUUAAGGAUUUACCAAAUAAGGAAGGAUUACAGGGACAAUUGGUGGGAUUGUUGACCAUGUUAGGAGGGGUUGGGUUGGUUAGAACCUUGGAGACACCGGGACAUAUGGUUUAUUUGACUAUGGAACAAAGAGCUAAAGAUCUUGAUCCAAGUAAGGAAGAAUAG
Messenger RNA from Lodderomyces margitis, 768 nucleotides. Its product is annotated as mitochondrial 54S ribosomal protein uL10m. The coding region runs from base 1 to 768 and encodes 255 amino acids. Lineage: Eukaryota; Fungi; Ascomycota; Pichiomycetes; Serinales; Debaryomycetaceae. Gene Ontology annotation, cellular component: mitochondrial large ribosomal subunit. Gene Ontology annotation, biological process: translation. The record is from RefSeq and is a predicted model, not a curated record. The transcript has a single exon. Gene Ontology annotation, molecular function: structural constituent of ribosome.